AUGAAAUAUACUUAUCAUGAAUCUAUAUCGAAGCAAAAAAUUGAUAAAUUGGUAUUAGAAUAUUUGAUACAUGAAGGUUAUCAAAAUGCUGCUAUUGAAUUUGCAAAAGAAUUAGAUAUAGAUGUACAAAAUCACAAUACCACUGGAGAACCGAAUUGGGAUCAAAAUCAAAUUACAAACAUUCCAGAGAAUACAAGUGAGUUGAAAGAUUUUGAAGUUUCAGAACUGAUAAUGAAUUUUUACAGUGGUAAAUUGACGCUUUCUCAAAUGAUAGGAGAUCAGUUGCAGAAUGAUUUUUCGAAAUAUAACAAAUGUAAUAAAAAGCUAUUAGCUGGAUUCUCAACUAUAAGUCAGCGUCAAGAGAUCAAGUCAUUAGUAUUAAAGGGUAAUAUAACAGAAGCAAUUUCCAAAAUAGGUCAAUAUUUUCCACUAAUAUUAGAUUCAAAUAAUUUACUUCAUUUUAAAUUAUUAAGAUUAAGUUUAAUUGAAAUGAUUAGAAGUCAUAAAUUUUCAACUCAAAUGGAAGUAGAUGAGAGAAAAUUUUUAAAUGAAAUAUUAACAUUUGUUAGAUGUAAUAUGAUAAAUAAAAUAUCAAAACUGUAUAAAUUAUUAAAAGAAAUAGAAUUUACUAUGAGUUUAUUAUGUUUUAGAUUUGAUCCAACUAUAAAAAAUUUAGAAAAUCAAAAAGAAUUACCUCAAGAAUUAAAAAAUAUUUUUAAUUUAAAUUUAAGACAUCAAGUGUUUAGAUUAAUAAACAAGGAAAUUAUAAAAGUUUAUGAUGAUGAUGAUUGUGAUGAUAAUGAUAAUGAAGGUAUUAGAUUUUCAAAUUUAAGUGAUGAUAAUGGGAUUAUAAAAGAUGUUAUAAAAAGAAUACGGAAUAAAGAUGAUAAGAUUGAUGAUUUGGAAGAUACUACUCUGAAUAGAAGUAAAUUGAAUAAUUAUGAAGGUUCAAAUUUUUAUGGAUUUGAUUUUCAAGAUUUAAAUCAUAAAAAAUAUUCUGAUUUAAUAGAUGAAUCUAUAGAUGAUGAAGAAGAUGAUAAGUUAGUGAAAAAUGGGAUUAAUUAUACUUAUGAAAUUGAUCUGGAACUGAUAAAGACUAAUGAACAAAAUUAUAUGGAAGAAAAUAUUGUUAGAACUGAUUCAAUACAGAAAAAUGAAGAAGAAAUUGAAAAUUUAAUUAAAUUAUCAUUAGAAAGUAAAAUUGAAAGGAUUUUGGAAUUGUUGGUUUUAACUGAAGAUAAAUUAACAAAUGGUAAUUUACAUAGUAAAAAAUUUAAUAAUUUAAUUAAGGAGGAUUGUUUAUAA
Messenger RNA from Lodderomyces jiufengensis, 1305 nucleotides. RefSeq names its product glucose-induced degradation complex subunit. Bases 1 to 1305 code for a protein of 434 amino acids. The record is from RefSeq and is a predicted model, not a curated record. Gene Ontology annotation, cellular component: nucleus; cytoplasm. Lineage: Eukaryota; Fungi; Ascomycota; Pichiomycetes; Serinales; Debaryomycetaceae. Gene Ontology annotation, biological process: proteasome-mediated ubiquitin-dependent protein catabolic process. The transcript has a single exon. Gene Ontology annotation, molecular function: protein binding.